Messenger RNA from Hemibagrus wyckioides, 1859 nucleotides. Its product is annotated as tapasin-like. The transcript is spliced from 8 exons. Gene Ontology annotation, biological process: antigen processing and presentation of endogenous peptide antigen via MHC class I. Lineage: Eukaryota; Metazoa; Chordata; Actinopteri; Siluriformes; Bagridae. Bases 126 to 1448 code for a protein of 440 amino acids. Gene Ontology annotation, cellular component: membrane. The record is from RefSeq and is a predicted model, not a curated record.
AUGCGCAGUUGACGAGUAAAAGUGAAAGUGUUGGGUUUUCUAGGGGAAGUUUAUUGCUGUCUGCGCUUCAUUUGGUGCCAUCAGAAGCUACAGAAAGGAGCUGGUUUUAAGAGCUAAGCGCAGCCAUGGGGGAAAUUUCCACAAUCUAUAAACUCUCUGUGAUCGCGUUUGCGCUAUUCGGCGGUGCGUUUAGUUCGAGAUGCUCAGUGUUGGAGUGCUGGUUUGUUCAGGAGAGGCCGGGUGGUGGAGGUUUCUCGACGAGAAUGACCCAGGAGAAAUCCGCGCUGUACAUCAGAACCGACCCUGACAGCGAGAUAAUUGAACACAAACCUUCAUCAGACAUCAGUCCCUCCAGAAUUUACUACGUGUCAGAUCCUGCGUCCACUUUCUGCAGCUCUGCCCUCCAUCCACCAGAGGGCACUGUGGAAAAACCGCAGUGUGAGAUAAACCCUUUCAUCCCUCAAGCCUCCAUGGUCAAAUGGGCCGCCCCUCUGACCGCCUCCGCACAAAGCCCCAUCUACCUGAAUGCCGACUGGUAUUCUGUAUCAGCACAAGGUCUUCACGGAGAACUGACGCUGGCCAACGUGAUGCGGGCGCCGUCUGGGUCUAAAGAGCCGAGCGUAAUCCUCAGUGUCUCCAGUAAAACUUCCAUCGUCCGCUCCAGACUGGGAGAAUCGGUUCUCCUGGACUGUGGGUACUGGGUCGACCCGUCUUCACCCCUGCACAGUUCUGGCUUCGCUGUGGAGUGGCGCUAUCAGUUCCGCGGUGAAGGCAGGCUGGUCGUAGCCUACAACGGACUGAACGACCGCUUCGCCGAGACGUCAGGGACCGACGCUGAGCUGGACCUCACGGGUCUUUACGAGACAGGAAACGCAUCACUGAUUCUGAAAGAGGCCCAAGUCAGCCAUGUUGGAACGUUCAUCUGCACCAUUUACCUGCCUCACCUCCUGGCUCAGGUGGCCUUAGAGCUGGAGGUUGUAGAGCCUCCAUCGCUGGCGGUCUACCCCUCCCCUCUGCCUCUGUCAGUCCCUGGGCAGGUGGUGACAGUCCACUGUGAGGCGACUGGUUUCUAUCCCCUGUCUCUGGACCUGGAAUGGGAAUUCACUGACGCUGAUGGGAAGAAGCACUCGCUCGGUCAGGGCAGCGUAACGGGCCACAGACAGGCCAGCGACAGGACCUACAGCCAGAGCUCUCGCUUAGAGCUCGACUCGUUUAAACUGGGACUCGGGCGGGGCGGAGAGAUCAGCUGCGUAGCCAAACACCAGGGAGGAACUCGACGGGCCACUGUGACUCUCAACGUCAUCGGUGUGAGCGCGCCGUCUGUUGAAGACUCCAUGGCCAUGGUCGCUGUGGCUCUUGUACUUUACGGUGUAAUAAAGGUCAUUUUCUGGACUUUCAGCUCUAACGGCUCGAACAAUGAAGAAGCCAAUAAUAAGAAGGAAAAAUAAUCCUGGAGCUCAACGUGUCCUGGAUUUGCUGGACGCUCUGUCCAGUCUGCCGAUGCUGAGAAAUACGACCCCUGUAAAUAAUCCUCUGGAGAAAGAGGAUGUACUGUAGACUUUCUGAUUCAUGCUCCAUUUUUAUUUUUAUUUUUAAAGAAAACCCUUUUCAUUUGCCUUUAGGUUUAAUUUGCACGUUUUUUUGUUGUUGUUGUUUUUUUUUGGGGGGGGGGUGUUUACACAUUUAGAAGGAAAUAGACCGCGUGUUGUUUGUGUGAGGUGUGUUAGGAUUCACUGCUGUAUAUUUGUAAUUAAAAAAGAAAAAGUAUGUCUAUAAAAUGAACUGGUUUACUGAAAACUAUUUUAUUAAACCGCUCUACUUUAAUGUUAACAGCAUGGUACAGCAUUUUUGUAGCGUUA